Messenger RNA from Pipistrellus nathusii (Nathusius's pipistrelle), 1293 nucleotides. NCBI's taxonomy places the organism in Eukaryota, Metazoa, Chordata, Mammalia, Chiroptera, Vespertilionidae. The record is from the annotation of a GenBank genome assembly.
AUGGACGAGCAGCCCAGGCUGAUGCACGCCCACGCGGGGGUCGGCAUGGCCGGGCACCCCGGCCUGUCCCAGCACUUGCAGGACGGGGCCGCGGGCGCCGAGGGGGAGGGCGGCAGGAAGCAGGACAUCGGGGACAUCCUCCAGCAGAUCAUGACCAUCACCGACCAGAGUUUGGACGAGGCGCAGGCCAGAAAACACGCGUUAAACUGCCACCGAAUGAAGCCGGCCCUGUUUAACGUGCUGUGUGAGAUCAAGGAGAAGACAGUUCUGAGCAUCCGGGGCGCCCAGGAGGAGGAGCCCACAGACCCCCAGCUGAUGCGCCUGGACAACAUGCUGCUGGCGGAGGGCGUGGCGGGCCCCGAGAAGGGGGGUGGCUCGGCGGCGGCAGCGGCGGCUGCGGCGGCCUCCGGAGGGGCCGGCUCUGACAACUCGGUGGAGCACUCGGACUACAGAGCCAAGCUGUCCCAGAUCAGACAGAUCUACCACACGGAGCUGGAGAAGUACGAGCAGGCCUGCAACGAGUUCACCACCCACGUGAUGAACCUGCUACGCGAGCAGAGCCGGACCAGGCCCAUCUCCCCGAAGGAGAUCGAACGGAUGGUGAGCAUCAUCCACCGCAAGUUCAGCUCCAUCCAGAUGCAGCUCAAGCAGAGCACGUGCGAGGCCGUCAUGAUCCUGCGCUCCCGCUUCCUGGACGCGCGGCGGAAGAGACGGAAUUUCAACAAGCAGGCGACGGAAAUCCUGAAUGAGUAUUUCUAUUCCCAUCUCAGCAACCCUUACCCCAGUGAGGAAGCCAAAGAGGAGCUGGCCAAGAAGUGCGGCAUCACCGUGUCCCAGGUAUCAAACUGGUUUGGGAAUAAGCGAAUCCGGUACAAGAAGAACAUAGGUAAAUUUCAAGAGGAAGCCAAUAUUUAUGCUGCCAAAACGGCUGUCACUGCCACCAAUGUGUCAGCCCACGGAAGCCAGGCUAACUCACCCUCAACUCCCAACUCGGCCGGUUCUUCCAGCUCUUUUAACAUGUCAAACUCUGGAGAUUUGUUCAUGAGCGUGCAGUCACUCAAUGGGGAUUCUUACCAAGGGGCCCAGGUUGGAGCCAACGUGCAGUCACAGGUGGAUACCCUUCGCCAUGUUAUCAGCCAGACAGGAGGAUACAGUGACGGACUGGCGGCCAGUCAGAUGUACAGUCCCCAGGGCAUCAGUGCUAAUGGAGGUUGGCAGGAUGCGACUACCCCCUCAUCAGUGACGUCCCCUACAGAAGGCCCUGGCAGCGUCCACUCCGACACCUCCAACUGA